Molecule: messenger RNA, 3463 nt
Organism: Anastrepha obliqua
Lineage: Eukaryota; Metazoa; Arthropoda; Insecta; Diptera; Tephritidae
Gene: Sugb
Product: major facilitator superfamily domain-containing protein 6
Exons: 8
Coding region: 722-2590 (622 amino acids)
Cellular component (GO): membrane
Source: RefSeq, a predicted model, not a curated record
UCAGCAUUUUUAAUUGCCCACGAUCGUUAUUGCAUUUCGUGGAAUCAAAAGGCAUUGUAUUAGUAUCGGAGUGAAACGCUGUUAGUUUUAAAUUUGAUUAAUAUUUUUAAUAGUUAUAUUGAAAUGGUGAAAGGCACGGCAUAAACUGCAAAAAGAAAAUAAAUUCGAGCUUUGCAAGUAAUCUGAAGUAUGAAGCGAGAAGUAGAUCUGAUCAGCUGUUAACGAUUGAUAUUCAAAUUACAGCAACUGUAGUAACAAGUGCAAAGUGCAUUCUGUUGCGCCACAUGUUUAGCAUUUCAACGCAAUAUCAAUCAAUUUGACACGGCGCAGAGAUAGCACAACGACAUAAGGCCUACCAUAAAAACAAGAAAAGAAUCUAAACGGCGCGGAAAGUGCGCCCGUCAGCAAAUACAGAUUUGGAACAGUAAACACACGACUAUCGUUCGCUGUUGGGAUUUGUUUCGCUGUCUUAUGGCCCAACACGACAGCGCAUUGAUAUUAACAAGUAUUUAAUAUAGUGAUGAUUAGAGGUCGAGAGUGGAGUAUAUAUUAAUAUAUACGCGCUAAUCACUUUUGCUUCCAUAAACAUACAUUGAAGAAAUUGUGUUAUCAGCAAAAUCACUUCCGCGGCUAAGAUUUACGUGCGCGAUUGCUUGAAAGGCAUUGAAGAGCUGUACGUCAGUAACAAUUACCGUGUGGAAGGCGAUAAAGUAGAGUGACAAUGGGGCUGAAAAUUGACAAGGAGCUACUGCCGAUGAAGGCGCAUUAUUUCUUCUUUAAUGCAGGAACAUCGCCGGUAAUGCCUUUCAUGCCCACAUUGGCACGUCAAUUGGGCUUCUCCACAGUGGUGAUAGGUAUUAUGUAUACAAUUUUGCCGAUUGUUGGCAUGCUGGCGAAGCCGAUAUUUGGAUUUGUUGCUGAUCGUUAUCAACGUCAUCGCACACUUUUCCUCAUCGGCGAAGUACUCACCGCAUUGGCCUUCUUCUUCAUACAAUUCACUCCGACCAUUCCACAAGCUCUGCCCACUGUAGAGUUUCAUUGUCACGGUGGUGUAUCCGAUCUGAAAUACUCUUCCGAAUUUGAUAAGUGCAUACAACAUAAUCUUGAAAGUUACUAUGGCACGCGCGUUCUAAGCUGCGAUUUGUAUUGCCAAGCAGAUCCAGCGCAAUGGGACUAUGUAUGCGAAAACUGGCUACAUAACAACAUCAACGGCAGCAACAUCAGUAAUAUAACAUGUCCAGAACGCAAUAAUCCGCAAUUAAAUUUUACCACAUUUGUCAAUAUGAGCGAAAUUUUGAUUGAGAAUGACCAACUCUUCUUCAUCAUACCACACGAUCGUGGCCAAUUGAAUGGAGAAAAUAUUACGCUCAAUUGUCCGCGUGCUGACCCACAAUUCAAUACAAGUUGCCUUAUAGAAUGCAAUGAUGAAUAUUUCCAAAGCCAAUUGACAUCAAGUACGGCGAUUAAGAAUAGUGAAGUGACGGGCAUGUAUCAAUUUUGGUAUUUUUUCAUCUUACUUAUUUUGAGCUGGGUUGGAAUGGCAGUGGUGGUAAGCAUUGGUGAUGCCAUAUGCUUUUCGAUAUUAGGCGAACGCCAUCACUUAUAUGGAAAUCAACGUUUGUGCGGCUCUAUUGGCUUUGGUGUAUUUUCCAUAAUUGCUGGUGUGCUGGUAGAUAAAAUGUCAGGUGGUAGUGCCACUAAAGACUACACAAUCGUGUUUUGGAUGACUUUGGUGAUAAUGGGUUUCGAUUUAUUCGCCUCCACAAAAUUAAAGAACACCCAAACUCAUCUCUCACAAAAUAUUGCCAAAGAUGUCGGUCAAAUUUUCCUUUCCGUUCGUUGUGUCAUAUUUUUCAUUUGGUGCGUUUCAAUUGGUCUUUGUACGGCGCUCGUUUGGAACUUCCUCUUAAUGCAUUUGGAUGAAUUAGGCGAAAAACUAGAAGGCUGCCAAAACUCCAUAAAAACACUUGAAGGCAUUGCCAUGGGCAUACAAUGCUUUGGUGGCGAAUUACCCUUCUUUUUCCUCUCCGGUUGGAUUUUGAGAAAGAUCGGUCAUAUAAAUGCCAUGAGUUUGGUGCUAUUCGCCUUCGGUGUACGUUUCACACUCUACUAUUUGCUGGUGAAUCCAUGGUAUGUUCUACCCAUUGAACUUUUAAAUGGCGUCACAUUCGGUAUUUUCUACUCGACAAUGGCGUCUUAUACAAGUAUUGUAGCGCCACCGGGCACAGAGGCGACUAUGCAGGGCCUAGUCGGUGCUAUCUUUGAAGGUUUAGGCGUCUCUUUGGGCAGCCUUAUCGCGGGCAAUCUCUUCGCCGAUUUGGGCGGUAGCGAAACAUUCUUAAUUUUCGGAAUUUUCUCCUUUACAGUAUUCGUCGUACAUUUAUGUGUGCAAUGGUAUUUGCAGUACAGUGGGCGAGGUGGUACUGGUGCAAAUGGUAAGCAAAAGGAUACUAAUAGUGUUGCGCAGGAAGUGAAAGAUUUAUCGCCAGAAAAUUAUAAAUUAUGGACUGUGUCUGCAAUAACGCCUAAUGGCGCAAAUACUGAGUUUUCAGAUGUCGAUUUGAGCUCAUUUGAGGGGAGGGCUAUUUAAAGAGGUUCGAAAAAAAUGGUUACUUAAAAGAGGCAACUGAAAUCGGUAUUUUAGCAUACGUUUGUUUGUAGGCGCAGCCAUUACUUCUAUUAGCGAUGUAUAUUUUUUCAUAUAUAUUUAAAAAAUGGGUUGUAUUUUUGCAAAUAUUUUGUUUUUAUCCUAUUUUAUAUCAUAUGCCAAGCAUAUCAAUUUAAGUUCGCCGCUAUUUACUAUUAGAACUCAGUGAUAGUUUUUUUCUAAAAAAACAGCUAUUUCUAAAAUAGUAAAAAAUUUGAAUGGCCAGUUUAUAUUCAAAGCGUUUGUUAUUUUUAUAAAUAAAAUUCAAGUGCAUACAGCAUAAGUUAAUUGCAUUAUACAUUUAAUUGCAUACCUAAAUAACUAAAAUUAAAAAAAUUAAUUCCACUGUCAUGAAAAAAUGUGAGAAAUUUAACGUUUGGCCAUCUUAGCGACCAAAUUUGAUAUUCUACCGAAGCUCCUUGCAGGUAAUUUCAAUUUUUUUUCUAUUAUUCAGUAUUUGCAUGCAAAAUUUGUGCUAAAUUCUUCAGACUAUUAGAUUAUUAGUUUAUUAGAACAUUUCACUUUCUUCGUUAUUGAAAUGCUAUUUGCAAAGUUGUGUAUAAGUAAAAUAGCUGCAUUUUUAAGUUUUGUAUAACCUAGGAUUUUAUUUUAAAAAUAGAAGUAAUUUUGUACCAACUAAAAACUUAAGUCUAGAUUGAGUUCUAAGUAGUUGUCUAUUUAAAAUACGCAAGUUCAGAAUAUAAAUUGAAUGAGGACUUAUUUAACAUUUGUAAGCCACACUUCCUGAAUGGUAUACUAGACUGCAACUAGUGAUCAUUUGAUCCUAGACACGGUUUCAACUUCAGUCUUGAAAAC